Rhipicephalus microplus (southern cattle tick) is the source of this 321-nucleotide messenger RNA. RefSeq lists its product as uncharacterized. The record is from RefSeq and is a predicted model, not a curated record. Lineage: Eukaryota; Metazoa; Arthropoda; Arachnida; Ixodida; Ixodidae.
AUGUCAAGUCGGUGGUGGAUUCUCCGCAGAGCCUUUAGGGCCUCAGAGACCACCACCGAAAACAUCAUCCGAGCAUGCGUCGGGCUGCACAAUUUCAUGCUCCAGGAGUCGCCACAUGCAAGGCUGACAUAUAAUCCAUCAGGCUAUGUGGACCAUGAGGACUGGCAGGGCAGCUGCAUGGAAGGAGCUUGGAGGGACGGCGGCGAUGACCCCUGUAUAUUUAGGGAGCCCGCUCCGUCUGGCUGUCACUCCGCUAGAGUGGCGAUAGAUGUCCGGGAGAAGCUCGUCAAAUUCUUUAUGAAUGGACGCCAAGUUCCGUGA